Messenger RNA from Myxocyprinus asiaticus (Chinese sucker), 6138 nucleotides. Its product is annotated as ubiquitin carboxyl-terminal hydrolase CYLD-like. Gene Ontology annotation, molecular function: cysteine-type deubiquitinase activity; K63-linked deubiquitinase activity. The record is from RefSeq and is a predicted model, not a curated record. Gene Ontology annotation, biological process: regulation of intrinsic apoptotic signaling pathway; regulation of mitotic cell cycle; necroptotic process. The transcript is spliced from 18 exons. Gene Ontology annotation, cellular component: cytosol. NCBI's taxonomy places the organism in Eukaryota, Metazoa, Chordata, Actinopteri, Cypriniformes, Catostomidae. The coding region runs from base 498 to 3398 and encodes 966 amino acids.
CACAUACACAAUCACAUACUGUAAAUAAUGUCACACUGAUUUUAAAUGAAACGACGGGCUUGGCUGUGUCAACGUUACCGGAUCUUCUCGUAUUCCCCCACUCUUUCGCCUGUGAUCAUCAGUAUUUUUUCCAGCAGGAUAAUAGUUCACGGGUUGGCGGCUGUCUAUCCAUUAACCGGCUGUAUUGCAGUGCUGGCUUCAGUUGUGCCCAUCCGACAAUGUCAAAUUAAGACCGUCUUCACUAACAGCGCCAUGAAAGAAUAAUCGCUUUCCAAAUUCGGAGACGGACGGGUAAAUACCGGGAUAUUUAAACGUCAGGAAGUCUGACCAAUCCAUGCUGAUGUCACCUGUUUACCUCCUCUACACUCUCUAUGUGUGUUCAGUUCAUCCAUUCCUCUGAAAAGGUCAUGAAAGCUCCUUAUUCCUGGUCCCAUUGACCCCUGACAACCUUCUGACACGUGUUCCUGUCAUCAUCAACCCACUCCUGCUAUGCAGUCAUGAGCUCUGCUCUAUGGAGCCAGGAGAAGCCUGCAGGCAGUUUCCGGGAUGACUGGCGCUUUUACAUUGUGGUGAAGGAAUGCACUGUGGAAAAGCCAGGCCAGAAGACCCAGCGCAUCCCACGUGGCAGCCUUGGCCAGGUGUGCCAGGAACGCAACAGCCUCGGCCGCACUAUCCCGCCAAGCAAGGGGAAGCGCAGCCUCCGUAUCCUGGACCAGACGAAUGUGGUGGUGAGCCUGGAUGAGCAAAACGUGAUGGAGCUCGAGGAGAAGCUAGCGGAGCUUCUUUUUCCCAUCACCAACUGUGAGGAGCGUUACAGCCUGCUGUGCAACAGAGCACGUCUGGACAGGGCCCGUGACAUCGGCUGCGGAUCAAAAGUGCGAGUUCAGCUGAGGUCUGGCGACGAGCCGCUUCCAGGCGUGGUUCGCUUUAAAGGAGCCUUGCUGCCUGACCGAGCAUUGAGUGGGAUCUGGUUUGGUGUUGAAUUGCUAGAGGAGGGCCGGGGUCAGGGUUUCACCGAGGGCUCUUAUCAGGGUCAGCAGCUGUUUCGAUGUGAAGAUGAAUGCGGUGUCUUUGUUGCAUUGGAUAAACUUGAGCUUUGGGAAGAUGAAGAGCUGGAAGUGGAUCGUGUGACGCUAGUGGAUAAUGACCCGGAAAUGGAAGGUGAAAUCCCACCACUGGAGAUCAACUCUAGAGUGUUGGUACAGACACGGGACGGCCCAGAAAGGGGCACUGUUAUCUUCUGUGACUUACUGCCUGGCAAUGAGAGUCUCGGAUAUUACGUUGGUGUUGAUAUGGGGCCGUUCACACUGUACCAUCCUUGCAUGCCACCAACGCAGGACAAUCCCAUUGGAGACUGGGAUGGGAUCAUCGACGGCAAACUGCUGUGUAAUUUUGCUAGUCUUGAACACACCCGUCUCGUCCCCAUCUGUGAUGUGAUGCCAGAAUACUCCAUGCAAGAUCCGAGGCUGCCCAAAGUCUUUGCCAGCAGGGGCGGCAGUGACAAGCCUGGCAGCCAGAGCAAACCAAAGAGCAAAGGAUUAGGCCUACAGCCUGGCAGCAAGAGCAAGUCUGAGUUUUAUUAUACGCUAAAUGGCAGCUCGGUCGAUCACCCUGCUCAGUCCAAAGCCAAAAGCACAUGGUACAUAGAUGAAGUCGGUGAGGACCCAGCCAAAUCAUUGACGGACAUGCCCCCAGACUUCAACCCGACCUCAUCCCCCUCUCGAGCUCCUCCUACAACCACCUCGCUGUCCAAUGAUAACAAGUUCCACUCUUUGCCCUUCAGUUUGAGCCGCAAAGUUGGCCCCAAUGGGAGCAUGAGCCAUGGCCCCCUGUCCUUGUCUGCAGGCUCAGUGAUGGGGGAGCAGCAGGAGGUCUCGCCACCGGCAGCCACACCUUCCCAGAGGCCACCGUCUCCCCCACAAGGCCAGCCAGGGUUAGAGGUCGGGUCAAUGGUGGAGGUCAAAGAGAACCCACCACUGUGUGGGGUCAUUCGCUGGGUUGGUCUGCCUUCAGGACUACAGGAGCCACUUGCUGGGCUGGAGCUGGAGGAGGAGUGUGUGGGCUGCACUGAUGGCACAUUUAAAGGGAUACGUUAUUUCACAUGUCCACCUAAGAAAGCUCUGUUCGUCAAACUGAAAUGCUGCAGACCUGACUCACGAUUCCCAUCCUUACAUCAUUCACCCAACCCCAUAGAACGAUGCAACUCUAUAGCAUUUGGGGGUUACCUGAGUGAAGUAGUUAAUGAGAACACUCCUCCUCGGACGGAGAAUGAUGGCUUGGAGGUGAUGGUGGGAAAGAAGAAAGGAAUUCAAGGACAUUAUAACUCCUGCUAUCUGGACUCCACUCUAUUUUGUCUUUUCUCUUUUAGUUCUGUGUUGGAUACGGUGCUCCUGAGGCCCAGAUCUAAGACCGAUGUGGAAUAUUACAAAGAGACACAAGAGUUGCUGCGCACAGAAAUUGUCAACCCACUGCGGAUACAUGGGUAUGUGUGUGCCACUAAAAUCAUGAAACUUAGGAGGAUAUUGGAGAAAGUUGAGGCGGCGUCAGGAUUCACUUCAGAAGAGAAGGAUCCUGAGGAAUUCCUUAACAUCCUGUUUCAUCACAUCCUGAGAGUUGACCCACUUCUCAAACUACGGUCUGCAGGGCAGAAGGUGCAGGACUGUUACUUCUAUCAAAUCUUUAUGGAUAAGAAAGAUAAAGUGCUGGUGCCAACCAGCCAGCAGCUACUAGAAUGGUCCUUCAUCAACAGUGACCUCAAAUUUGCAGAGGCACCCUCUUGCCUUAUAAUCCAGAUGCCUCGCUUUGGGAAGGAAUUUAAGAUGUUUAAUAAGAUCUUUCCUUCUCUGGAGCUUGACAUCACAGAUCUGUUAGAUGACACCCCCAGAGAAUGUCGGAUAUGUGGUAGUUUAGCUCUUUAUGAGUGCAGAGAGUGCUAUGAAGAUGGCGACAUCACACCGGGAAAGAUUAAACAGUUCUGUGAAAAGUGCAAUACACAGGUACAUAUGCACACACGACGUAAGGCUCAUCGGUAUGUUAAGUUAUCUGUACCUAAAGAGCUGCAGGAGUCAGCAUGGAGACAGGGUUCUUACCCUCACCAGCAGAUGGAGCUAUUUGCCGUGCUCUGCAUUGAAACAAGCCACUAUGUCGCCUUCGUCAAAUACGGAUCUGCAGACUCUGCCUGGCUCUUCUUCGACAGUAUGGCUGACCGUGAUGGUGGCCAGAAUGGGUUUAACAUUCCACAGGUGUCCCCAUGCCCAGAAGUAGGGGCCUACCUGAAGAUGACCCCUGAGGAGCUUCAUGCGCUGGACCCCAAGAACAUCCAGGGCUUUGCCCGCAGACUUCUCUGUGAUGCUUAUAUGUGCAUGUACCAGAGUCCUACUAUGAGCCUCUAUAAAUAGAGAGAGAGAAAUAAAGAAAGAAGGACAGAAAUGUAGAAAAGUAAAGAGGGGGAAUGGCAGAGAUUGGGAGAGAUGACAGAAAGAAGGAACAGAGGAAAGUAUGCAAGCAAGGGGCUGUGGUACAGGAAAGUGUGAUGGUGCCCCGGAAAACACACACCGACGCACCCUUGUGAUCGAACAAACCACAUACAGCCUCUCCAGUCAUCUCAUCCUCUCUUCUGCAUUUCUCUGUACAUACUACAGGGUAAAUACGUGCAUGAGAGCGAGGGAGACUUCAAGAAAACAAAAGGAAAAAAAAGCCUAUUUGCACUGUGUGGGAGCGUAUGUGUUUGUUGAAAUGUUGUUUUCUCUUCUUUGUGCUGUCUUUGGCUGAACUCAAACUCUUGAGUGUGUCUCACUCCUGUAAUGUUGUUUGAGCAUGGAGAGAAUCCGCUUAAGAAUCCACACUUUUUCCAGCCCUCAGGCAUAUCGCGGACACUCACUCGUUUGAUUGCUUCAUAUUCUCUAGCUAUCACCAGAACUGACCCCUCUAAACACCAACAUAUUCUCCCCUUGUAAAUGAAGCUGUGGAUGAAUGACCUUACCUUCUGUCUGAACACCUCCACUCUUGUCCACCAACUCAUCCAAUGCAAUGCAGCAUCCAGCCUUAUUUAUCUUGCAGACGCAUUGUGUGUCUAGUCCCUGUUUUUUUGCCUUUAAAUUUUGCUGGUGUGUUCACAUACAGCAGAGCCCUUGACUGCCAUGCACUGGUCACAUGUCACAGAUCAAGACCGAAUAAUGAGACAGUGAUUGAAAAAAGCACACACAUAUUUUUGGAAUACAGUUUGUUUUGUCUUUUUUCCACAUUAUGAAUAUGAUUGAUCUUUGUCUUGUUGAAACAGGAACUAUAACUGAAGUAUUGGCUUUCCCAUAACUUGGUUUAUAUAAAUAUUGAGAUUGUUAUUUUAAAUUAUUGCAAUAAUAAUAACAGAAGUUCCUUAUGCUCCUGAUGUCUUAAACAGUUAGGGUGUGCAUAAAAAAUCUAUUUAAUUACAGAUACAGGUCAAAACUUGAAAGAUAAAAUAAUAUAAAGUGUUAUGAUAUUCCAGAAGUUAAAGUUUUCCAGUCAAGGACACGUUAAAAGAGCUAUGAUUAAAGGAAUAUUCCGUAUUUUAAUACAGGUUAAACUCAAUCGACAGCAAUUGUGGUAUAAUGUUGAAUUCCACAAAAGAAUAUUCCACAAAAUAAUAUAAUGUUGAAUUCCACAAAAGAAUAUUUUUAACUCGUCCACCGUUUAUUUAAAAAUCAUGGUUACAGUCAGUCAUUUUUAUUUGUAUAGCGCCUUUCACAACACGCAUCGUUUCAGUGCAGCUUUACAGAAAAUCAUGCAUUAACAGAAAAUUAAACUAAUAUCUAUAAUGUCUUAGAGUCAUCAUUGUGUAGUUUGAUUAAAAUACGAUUUUGAACUGUUUAAAAAUAAGUAAUUAAAUAAUAAUUGCAUUUAUAACACCAAUGAGCAAGCCGAAGGCGACUGUGGCAAGGAACACAAAACUCCAGAAGAUGCUGGUUAAUGGAGAAAAAUAACCUUGGCAGAAACCAGGCUCACUGUGGGAGCCAGUUCCCCUCUGGCUAAACAACAUGAAUAUAAUGCCAAUAUAACUUAAUUAUGUAUAGUGCAAGUCAUGGUUUAAAAUGAUUAAACUAAGUGUUAAGGGUAAGUGUUUAAACAAAGAUUUUGUAUGAACUGUAAGAUUAAUGACGAAUGUCUUUGAAGUCCAUCCUGGAUUAACUGCAGAAGUUCACAUAGAUGCACUGUCCUUGUACAGUCCUUGAGGCACUUACAAUGGAAGUAAAUGGGGCCAGUCUUUAAACAUUCAAAUACACACUGUGUAUAGCCACAAGAUGUAAACUUUAUGUGUGUUAACAUGAUUUAAGUGUGAUUCAACCUCUGUUCUAUAUGAUUUUAGUGUGAUAAAAUCACUAAAAGGGUUUACAUUGUUCUGUCAUCGUGGCAACAAAGUUGUAAUAUUGAAUAUAACUUUACACUGAUAAGGUUAGUAAGCCAUUUUAUCAAUCCAAAAUCUUCAUAACCUGUAUAAUGUUUACGUCUUGUAGCUAUUCUUUUGAAACAAUGUGUAUUUUAAUGUUUACAGACUUGCCCCCAUUCACUUCCACUGUAAGUGCCUUCCUGUAAAUGGGAUUUUUGCUUAUUUCUAAAUAAAUGAAGGACAAGUUGAAAAUAUAUAUAUUUGGUGGUAAUCAGUCAUAUGCCACAAAUGCUGUUGAUUGAGCUUAACUUGUAUUGAAAACAGUAAUAUUAAAUGCCUUUUAAAUGUAUUGUUUGUACAUGAAGUACUCUGGUCAGUGUUAAAUUCAGAGGCUGACUCGGCAAGAGCUUGCUCAUGCUAUACUGCAGUGCCAUUGGCUAAUCCGCAGUAACACUGUCCAUUGAGAUACUGGCUUAAUGUACAGUGCAGAUGUUUGCUAAAGGUUAGUGGAUUGUUUACACAGACCUGGUUUAUACUAAAGAAUUCUCUCAGAAUUAGAAAAUGUGUGAUGUAUUACUCAGCACAUGUAUUGGGAUUGUUUUUUAAUCUCUGCUGAUGUAACUGUACACUAUGGGAGAGAUUCUCUGAGAGGCUGUAAUGGGAGAAUGGAUGAAGACUGGUGUAUCUGUAUAAAAUGAAGCCAGGUGGACUUUAUUAUCUCUGUGCUGUUCUCUUAAAUGUUAACUAAAUUAAAAUGCCAUAUUAAAAAAGAA